GCUGAUAACACUGAGCUAAACUCUGGCUCUCUUAGUCUCCUUUCUAGGCCUUAACCCGAUCUAAGAAAUCAGAGCAUGCUGUUUACGCGACGACUUGAAUAAUCGAAUAACUGCUGAAAUCCAGGAAUGAUUGGAUUACUAAGUGCAUGCAAGUGUGUUCAAUGAUCCUCAUGUUUGUAAUACAAGUGCUCGCCCUGCUCUGCGUUUUCAGGAGCUACACCUUCGACACAAUGUUUGUGUGGAGUGUUUGCAUGCUGACUCUGAUUCAUAUGAGCAGUGCCUGCAGUGUGUCAGAUGCAAUCUGUACAAACCUCACCGCUGUUCAGGAGGAGAUCGUCAACUUGCACAACGCGUUCCGGAGAUCAGUCGUUCCACAAGCCAGCAACAUGCUGAAAAUGAGCUGGAGCAAGGAAGCAGCAGUCUCAGCUCAGAACUGGGUCAACACCUGCUCUAUGAAACAUGGCCCGCCAAGCACUCGCAUGCUCGGAACAUAUGAAAUGGGUGAAAACCUGUUUAAAAGCACUGGCAUGUUCGCCUGGACUGCGGUUGUGACAGCAUGGCACAGUGAAGUCGUCGAUUACGAGUACCCCACUGGAUCCAUCAACGGAGAGCCCAUUGGCCAUUACACUCAAGUGGUGUGGUACGGCUCGUACGAGGUCGGCUGCGGAGUGGCCAAGUGUGGAAGCAACUACUUCUACGCCUGCCAUUACUAUCGAGCAGGGAAUUUCAAAGGAGUGCCUCCGUACUCAAAGGGAGAACCCUGCUCGGCCUGUCCAGACGCCUGUGAGGACGGCUUGUGCACCAACCCCUGCCCUUACAUCGACAGAUACGCCAACUGCCCUUCCAUAAAAGAAGACUACACAUGUGAGGACGACAUUGUGAAGAAGUACUGCCCCGCCAUCUGCCUGUGCGAAAACAAGGUCAUCCCCAUCGCCAAGAAGUGACCUGCGAGGCAUGUCGCCAGGCCUGUUAGCCAUCAGUGUUGCCAGUGCAUUAGGUGAUUAAGGUGGUCAUGGAGCUCUAUAGCUACACUUUCUUCUUCUAUCGCUUUCUAGAACAUUACAGCCGUCAGGAACGUUAAAGGAACACUUUAGAACGUUUCAACAGUCUCCAUCUGCUGUGUGUGGUGGAUUACCACAGACGAUAGCUUUGACGCUUUUCCUGUACCUCGUAAAAUGACGAGACUUGCUGACCCAAAACACCUUUAUAAUAGAACCCAAUGGGCAUCAGCUGAAGCACCUGCCCAUAGGCUUCUAUUAUGGUUGUUUUCAGUCAAUAAAGAACAGAAUAACCUGUUGGCUCAAAGCUCAGAAGCCCGCCUUCUUUACCCACGCCUGCAGUAGACAGCAGUAAAGCCGGUGCCCACUGACUUCCAUCUUAAAGUCAGGUUUUUCAUUCUUUUACUGCCGACAGAGUAACAUGUCGAAAUUAUUGACCACGGUAAUGGACCAUACGCUCAAAAAGAAGCAGGUAGAGUUCAGGUUGAAAUACAUUGUAGUGCUCCUUUGACGUUCACUGUUUACACUACAGCCAUACCGAAUCACCAGUAGUGACUAUUAGCAUUGAUGUAAAGUGAUUUUAGGCCUACCUCAGUCUCAUUUUCAAUUAUGCCGCUGGAUGUAACUCAUAUGAUAGGUUGAUAUGACCUAAAGCGAGCAUCUGCUGUUAAGACACAUUCAUUCCAUACAUGUACGUUAGCCUGUGCUCCUUCGUAUGCUCACUUUGAUGUCAGGUCUUAUCAUUUUCAGUAGUGUUUGCUCUGCAAUCAUGCAGUUGGAGCAAGCAAACUGUUACAUAUUGCAUAACCGGUCCCACACCAUGUCUCUCGGGCCCACAGAUGGCCCACAUUUGGUGAUUUCAGUUCCAGCACAAUCAGUCGAAAUAAUCAAGCCGCAUUCAUGGGAGCUGUAAUUGAAGCAGAACGGAGGGUGGGAGAGAAGCCGAGGCAAAUGCUGUGAAUUGCUUUUCAUGAAAAAAAAAAAAGGAUUUCCUUCAUAUACUCAGGGGCAUGGGACAGGAAGAAGAUACAGGAACAUUUUGUUCACAUGGAAGCAGGCUUUCACCAUCUAACUGGGCUAUAAGGAUGUAUAGGAUGUAUGUGUUGUAACACACCAGACCACCAGCAGGUGUCUCUGUUGUACAAUAGUCUAAAAGACAUGAGGCUGAAUGUUUCCUGCCCACAUCUACUCGUGUCUCUUUCCUUUCAGUUCAACCAAGUGACGCUGCUUUGCUUCUUGCUUAUUAUUAAAGUGCACAGCAAAAACAAAAA
This is a messenger RNA of Pygocentrus nattereri (red-bellied piranha), 2269 nucleotides long. RefSeq names its product serotriflin. Gene Ontology annotation, cellular component: extracellular region. Bases 147 to 944 code for a protein of 265 amino acids. The transcript is spliced from 8 exons. The record is from RefSeq and is a predicted model, not a curated record. NCBI's taxonomy places the organism in Eukaryota, Metazoa, Chordata, Actinopteri, Characiformes, Serrasalmidae.